Drosophila mojavensis is the source of this 2717-nucleotide messenger RNA. RefSeq lists its product as uncharacterized. The transcript is spliced from 3 exons. Lineage: Eukaryota; Metazoa; Arthropoda; Insecta; Diptera; Drosophilidae. The record is from RefSeq and is a predicted model, not a curated record. The coding region runs from base 581 to 1864 and encodes 427 amino acids.
ACACUUUGCUUUACGCAUUUGGAGAGCUCGGGAUCGUGGCGAUGGCAGAUCUGGAUAUAGUCCGCUAAAGGAAUGAAUAUAUAGUUAGGUGUUAAUUAUUGGCCAUAAAAUUAAAUAGAGAGAGCGCUCACGAGUGUCUGGUCUGUGGAGCUUGUGAGUUGGGCUCUACAGGGGCCUAGCUGGGGCCGCCAGACGGGUCGCAGGUUGCGGAUAGCGAACGGCCUCAUACCAGAGGUUAGCUGCGAAUAAGUGCAACUUCCCACAAAUAAGCAGUCCCGGACAGUCAGCGGAUGCGUGGCGGCUAACCAUCGCAUCGGCAAGGCGCUUGUGCUGCCGCCUUCUUAAAAGCAUAGCUGCACACACUUACACGCACUCACACCUGGGCUGGACUAAGGUGUCAGUCGACCCGUGCCGAGAGUCAACCCGGCUGGGGGCCCAGGUUCAACAAAACUAGCCCAGUUUCAAACGGAGAGCUCAGGCAAGUGGCGAUCGCCUGUUCUAUGCAGCCUUGCUCGGGUAUUGCGGAUCUCUGCCCGGGUCGACCUGUCUCUCUCUCCGCAACUCGUGGGAACAAAAUACAAUGAAUUCAAAUCAACAAAACCCAAAACGGGAGUUCGGUCCUCCAAAUCAAAGACCAAGGAAUACAACUGGCUUCGCUAGAGGAGGAAGAGGAGCUGGAUUAAUCAAGGGCAACCGCCCAAAAAAUGUCAAGCAAAUACAGCCACAGUCCGGCACAUUCGGCGAAACACCAACGCCACUGGUAAGCAGAAGACCUGCACAUUUUUUCAGACCCGAUCCAGCAAAAGCUACUAAACUUGAUAAAGCCAAAGCCACUCGCAUAUUAAAACGCAAUGCUUACGCACCGAUUACUGAAGAUCAGGCUUCGUCGAGGCAGGACUAUUUUAAAAUUCAAGAGGAUAUCGCUUGGGCAAGAGCUGUGUUGCCAAAUUUUGAAGUUGGCUCUGUAAGCCCUAAUCAGCCUGUGGAUGCUGAGCCCAUACUGGAGACAUUGAUUGUUGAAGUUAGGAAUAAGGCAACAACGCGAGAGCAUGGAGAGCUCGGAAGAACUGAUGUAGCGUCUGCAGGCCAUGUAAGCCCCUAUCAUUCUGACGACUCUUCCGCGGCAAAGCGCACCAGAUCUAGUGAGAGCCCCUUAAGAUCUUUUGCAGCAAUGGCGAGAGGACGACAGAUAAUUGGUGUCAUUGAUAGCAGCCAGCCGGAUGGCAAAAUUCCUCGAAAUCAAUGGUGCUGGAUACAGGCCGCUAUGGCAGCCGUUGCCCUAGAGGUAUUGCGAGAUGACCCAGGACCGCCGCCCUCAUGCAUGGACAUCGGAUGGUUUCAAGGGACUACCAAGCUGAUAGCCUGCGACAAUGAGCGAUCUGUCCUGCUUUACAGAGCUGCGAUUGCCAAGAUUGGCGAAGUAUACCCAGGAGCUCAGUUAGAAGUGAUUGAUGUGCAGGACAUACCAUCGCGUCCUUGGGCUACAGCUUGGCUACCGGAAACGCCAUCCGAGUCCAAUGACAUUCUCGAAUUGCUAACAAGAUUCAACCCGAACUUGCCGACAAACGACUGGAAGGUUAUUAAAGCGAUCAGGUUCAGGGAGGCUGCCAUGGAGGUGAUAUUUCAGAUCAAUCAAGAGGCAAUCCUUUACCUAACAAGGUGCGAUGGUCUAUUAAGCUAUGGCUUCAAUAAGAUCCACAUGAAAUACUACGCAACGCCAUACGAAGCGCUCUCAGACCUAGAAGCAUUUGCAGCGGCUGUCGAUCCACCCAGUGAUGAUGAAAAGGAAGCCACCGACGGGGCUUUAAGCGAGGAACUAUCCUCGGAGUCCGAGUGUGAAGGCAGUCGCCACAGCCUUCAAUAGGCACUUAAUUUAGAAAAUUUGUAAGUAGGGGCCCUCGAGUCGUGUUGACAAUCCGUCGAGCUUUGUUUUAGAAAUUGCAUCGCCUGUCAUCGGAAUAUUAUAUAAUUUGACUGGAGCUCGGAAGGCAAGACUGUGACUACGGGUACGGUUACGGCUGACAUGGUUCACUGCGACAACUGAUGGGCGUCCCAUGGCGUCUGUUAUGGCUAAAAAAUUGUUCAAGCACACGCAAGUGGACGAGUUAUUAUAAUUAGAUUAUACAUUUGAAACGUUAAGGAAAAGCUGUUUAGGCGUUCGAGUUCAAUAAUUCAAGUGCGAGCUGCAUUUUUAAAGAAAGCUAAAGCUGUUUAAGUAAUAAGCGCACUUCUCUUACACAAGUUGCGAUAUUUCUAAAAACAACUUCACUUUUUGGGAAAGAAUAUUAAAUGAUCAAAAUAUAAGACAUUACCUUUUCUAUCCUUGAUCUUUGACAACAUUUUCGAUGUUUCGCUUUGUAAUCGAUCUAAAUAGGUGAGAAUGAAAUAUAUUCAUGUAUUGUGACCAAGAUUUUUCUUAGUCGUCAGCUACCAACGUAACACAUUCUUUUGAUGGCAUAUUUUCAUGUUAUUCAAUUUCAUUUUACAGUUUUGCAUUCAUUCAUAAUGUCGAGACCUUCAAUUUUCAUAUCGACCCUCCCAUUGCCGGCGACCUAAUGAUAAUAGCGAGCCAACUCUUAACCUGUGAUCACAGUUAUAUAAUGCUGAAACAGUAUUAAAGCAGAAGCCACAUUUUAUAGCGGAAAUUAAAUAACCAGCGAAUUCAUAUAAUUUUUGACACAAAUAAAGUAUUCACAUGUUUUCGAUUUACAUUUGUA